Aspergillus pseudotamarii is the source of this 891-nucleotide messenger RNA. RefSeq lists its product as uncharacterized. Gene Ontology annotation, molecular function: RNA polymerase I cis-regulatory region sequence-specific DNA binding. The record is from RefSeq and is a predicted model, not a curated record. Gene Ontology annotation, cellular component: RNA polymerase I upstream activating factor complex. Gene Ontology annotation, biological process: nucleolar large rRNA transcription by RNA polymerase I. The transcript is spliced from 2 exons. The coding region runs from base 76 to 780 and encodes 234 amino acids. Lineage: Eukaryota; Fungi; Ascomycota; Eurotiomycetes; Eurotiales; Aspergillaceae.
GUGCAAUCGCGAUAGUUAUUUCUAGAGGCUUGGGCAUCAGCGUAUGGGCAUUACAAAGGAGCAGCCAGAUCACCAAUGUCGCACGGAAAGUCGCUUGACUCAAGUCAAAACUCUUUCCAACCUCCCGAGGACGAGGACGACCAUUCCGAGGGGCCUUCUUUCAGACGGCAGAAGCGACAAGCAACUGUCUACGAUGCCGUAGCUGGCCGGAUAAAUGCACACGGCUUUCUUCCAUUACUACCUUACACCUCGCGAUACCGUGACACGGCGUCUUCUAAUUUUCGACCUGUCCGCCCGGAAGAAGUUCUCUUUCGUCGGCAAAAUGCACCGAUUCGGUACGAGGAGAACGACUUUUAUUUUGCCCAUGAAUCGCUUCCGUCCGACCGUCCGCUCCCUAGUUCCGACCUGCUAGAAGCUAUUCAUGCUUACUCGGCUGACUACUACAAUUACGCCACGCCUGAUCGCGGCCAGGAUGACUACCAAAGCAUGGAUGAAACGGCGCUGAUUGCUAUGGGCAUACUGAUGGAGGAGAUGGCAAAGGAAUCUCUAGGCCAAACGGGCGAUUUAGUCCUGGUAGAGGGGGAGGAGAUACAAAGCGAAGAAGAUCAAUCUCAGUCCCAGACUGCGAGGCGCGUCGGCCGUAAAAGGGCAAAUACUGGUCGAAGUAGUAUUCUGGCAAGCUCGGGGGACGAACUAGGGACGAUCGUGAGGAAACAGAAGAAGAAGCGAACAAAAAAGCCGCGACUGGUCCGGACAGCCUCUACGACAGAUGCGGAGUGAGCCGCGGAGUCCUUGCGCCAGGUGGCAGGUGCAUGAAUAUACCGUGCAAUUAAUACCAGCUAAACUUUUUUUUGGGCAUCAGAUCAUAUAUUGGCCCCGUGAUCUGACUCU